CAUAGAAGAAAUAAAGCAAAUAAUAAUUGAGCAUUGUAAAGAUAAAAAUUAAUAAUAUUAAGAUUUUAUAAGAAUAAAAAUUGAAAUAAUGAUAUAAUAAAAUCCUUUUAAAGAAUGUUCGAGAUUGUUUCAAGAAUUAUAUGAAUAGUUUUAUUCUAGUAAUUAAUUAUAAGAGUAAAGAAUUUCAGAAUUUUAUAAAAACGAAAAUUUGCCUUCAAUAUAAAUUUUAGGAUAAUAUUUAUUUAAUGAACAAGAAUAAUAAAGUCUAUUUACAGAUUGGCCGAUAUUAUAAAAUAAUUUAUAAAACGAAGAGUUUAGAACUAUAAUAGGAGAUAUAUAUAAUCAAAAUAAUUGUAGAAUUCCUCAUUUGGAAAGACUUUUAUGUUGGUUUCCUGAUUAUUUAAAACAUUAUAAUAGUUUAACAUAAAAUUUGUUUUAUGGAUCAGGUCCAAUUCCAGUUGAUCAAAGAUAUUAUAUUGCUAUUUUAGCAACUUCCUGUUAUGGCUGUGAUUAUUUACAUAACAGAUUGUCUUAAUAGUUUUUAAACAUAGGAGGUAAUAUUGAAUGGCUUGAAACAGGAAUAAAAUACAGUCCACCAAAGAUAUAAUAAUUAGCCGAAAUAAAUUCCAAAUUAGCAUAUACUCCUUAUGAAUUAUAUAAAAAUCCACAUAUAAUAAGUGUAAAAUAUAUAUAAAUAUAUAUUUUUAUAAAAAAAAAGAGUUUGCUUUAAUUUGGAUGGUAAAAAAAUGAAUUAAUGUUAGCAAUUUUUAUAUUAGUUUUUUAUCAUGGCUUUUCUUGUAUUUGUUUAGCUUUAGGUAUAAAAAAUGAGUUCGAUUUAGAAAAGCCUGAAGAAAAAGGGAUAAAAUAUAAAUUUUUAGAUUUUAAUUAGAAU
Molecule: messenger RNA, 892 nt
Organism: Ichthyophthirius multifiliis
Lineage: Eukaryota; Ciliophora; Oligohymenophorea; Hymenostomatida
Product: p53 regulated pa26 nuclear protein sestrin, putative
Exons: 4
Biological process (GO): cellular response to L-leucine; cellular response to leucine starvation; negative regulation of TORC1 signaling
Cellular component (GO): nucleus
Molecular function (GO): oxidoreductase activity, acting on peroxide as acceptor; L-leucine binding
Source: RefSeq, a predicted model, not a curated record